GGUCCGACCAAUAUUAUCCUCCCCCUUCAGCUGGUCAGCAUGGUGCGAGGGCAGCAGAGGAGAGAAAUCGUUUGAUAAAUUCGUUAUAAAACCAAUUAAAUAGUCACUUUUUUCCGCGCAAAAUGAUUUUUAUUAGGAUAAAGUCUCUGUAGGCUCGAUAUGGGGACAGAGAGGGAGCAGAGUUUCCAUCCAAGUGAUGAAGAAAUCCAGAGGUGGAUGGCCAGUGCUUUUGACAUGGCUAAAGAUGCUCUGGAGAACGGGGAGGUGCCGGUCGGAUGCCUGCUGGUCUACAACAACCAGGUGGUGGGAAAAGGAAGGAACGACGUCAAUGAGACCAAAAAUGCCACUCGCCACGCUGAGAUGCUGGCCCUGGACCAGCUGCUGGACUGGUGUCGCCAUAGCAACGUGGACGCCGGGAGUGUGUGUGAGCGAACGGUGCUGUACGUCACUGUGGAGCCGUGCAUCAUGUGCGCCGCCGCCCUGCGCCUGCUCCACAUCCCUCUGGUCGUGUUCGGCUGCAGGAACGAGCGGUUCGGAGGCUGCGGCUCCGUGAUGGACGUCACCUCCGCUCAGCUGCCACACACUGGGACGGCCUUCCAGUGUGUUGCAGGCUACAGAGCAGAGGAGGCUGUAGAGAUGCUUAAGACUUUCUACAAACAGGAAAAUCCAAACGCCCCCAAACCAAGAACCAGGAAAGACUGAUGCUGCCAAACAAUUUAUAUCUCUCAAUUCAUGUUUUAGUUAUUUUCUCCUUUUUAUAGUGUCAUUUGAUAAAUAAAAAUAUUACAAAAAGUG
Messenger RNA from Myripristis murdjan (pinecone soldierfish), 795 nucleotides. RefSeq names its product adenosine deaminase tRNA specific 2 (gene adat2). The coding region runs from base 160 to 702 and encodes 180 amino acids. The record is from RefSeq and is a predicted model, not a curated record. Gene Ontology annotation, molecular function: tRNA-specific adenosine-34 deaminase activity; zinc ion binding. NCBI's taxonomy places the organism in Eukaryota, Metazoa, Chordata, Actinopteri, Holocentriformes, Holocentridae. The transcript is spliced from 6 exons. Gene Ontology annotation, biological process: tRNA wobble adenosine to inosine editing. Gene Ontology annotation, cellular component: nucleus; cytoplasm.